AUGGAUUUGGCAUUCAAAGAGUCAUUCCGUGUCAUCUUCUCCAUCAAUGUCUUCAUCAAUUUGGCUUGUGUCAAGCCCAAAUUCGUCGUACAGCACCGUCCUUUCGUGAGCCCAUCGCAGUAAGCUGUCCGCCUGUAAAGCGUGGGUUUUAAUAGCAAUUUCUUUAUCAAUAAGUAUUGUGAAUGAAUAUCCCCCAUACUAAUACCUGUUCUAUUUUCAGCGUAACCUUUUCUGUUCGACUUACAAUCUUACUCCUAUCACUGGUUUUAAUUCUCAGCAUAUCCCUAUUCACCAUUGCAUGGGUGCUCUCUAUUGACUGCUCUGUAAAGAAAUUAACAGUGUUGUGUCUGUUCAUAAAGUCAACCAUGUGGAUGAUUGUCUGGUGGAAUUUGUGGCCGGGUUUUUCGUUAGAAAAAUUUUGCUUUAGCUGUUCGGUUAAUGUCUUAAUAAGCCUUUUGAAUUGUUCGACCUCUUCCGCUGAAAAUUUCCUGGCCUGCGUAUAAUUUUGAAUAUCUCGGAGUGUUUUUAAGACUUGGAUGCAGUUUUGGACAACUUUCGACAAUUCUGAUAGUCUUGUUCCAGAUUUUGUUUUUGCGUUCUCAUCAAAUUCGUCGAUGCGUUUGGUGAGAGGGCCUUUUUCUACAAUUACAGAUAAUAAUUUAAUGGAUCAAGCAUUUUUGAAAAAGAGGGAGGCAGAAAUAUGCAAAAAAUCAAUAAAAUUAAGCCCAAAAGUUGAAGUCAUUCACACCAACGUUUCGAAAAAACUAUUGGUCCCUGAAUUAUAAGAGAAGUUUCUACACAUUGACAAGAGUCUUGUCUACAAUUGCAGAAGACGAUUUCGUCGGUACAAGGCGUUUAAAAAAAGGUCUAGGGAGAAAUACGUAAAAAUCAUCAAAAUUUAGCCAAAAGUAGACGUCAUUGUCGCCAACGUUUCGAAAAAACUAUUGGUCCCUGAAUUAUAAGGCAAGUUCCUACACAUUGACAAGCCUCUUGUCUACAAUUACAGAGGACGAUUUUGUCAAUAAAAAACGUUUGAAAAAAGAUAUAGGCAGAUAUAUGCAAAAAUCAUCAAAAUUAAGCCCAAAAUUGACGUCAUUGUCGCCAACGUUUCUCAAAGGAGGCAUAUCAUUGAGGUCUAACUAGACCUAAAAACGUUCAACAACACAUGUAUCUUGAAUUACAGAGAACGAUAUUUGGAGCAACUGUCUUACUUUUACCACUACAUGCCAAAAAGGGGUCCAAAAAUGGGUACAAAAACAGGCUCAAAACAAGGCAAAACCUUAUAUUUAGCAAAACUCGAAGAUCGACAACGAUAGAAACUUGGUGCUUGGUAUAUCAGGUCUACGUGAAAAUAAUAUUUUGUGCCUACAAUAUUAGAGCCCUGAGGCUAUUAUUACGAAAUUUGAUAUUCUUUCGUAUAACAUGUCGCCGGCGAAUUCAAAAUCGCGGGCGCAGCUCGGGAGACCAUCUCAACCGUGGCUUGGACCGAACGUGUCAUAUUAGUAAAGAUACCAGUUUUGUAAUCAAAAAGUUUCGCGCGGAAAUUGAAUCUUGGCAUUCCGUUGCAACUCGGAAUGAAAAAACAAAAUUUUUUCUGGGUUUUUUGCUCGGCCCAAAAUUGCUUCCAAUGGGCCGGCUUGGUGUUCGUUUUGUUUUGAAAUGCUCUAUCCGCUUUUAUGUAGCAUCAUUGAUGUCUUUGACAUCAAAAACGUCCGAGAUUUAUAACAUUGAGGGCUUCUUUUGGGAAGAGGAAAAGGAACUUUUUUUAUUUUUUAAAUCCGUUCUGGCAUGAUAAUUCAUCUAUUAUAUUCGCAUUUUUGAGAGUUGCGUUCUAACCUUUCAACCGCGAUGCCAUCUAAGUUAUAUUAUUUUAGCUCAAAAUGGCUAGUGUUAUCCUGCCAAAUCAGCCAGUGGUCAUCGACAAUGGCUCGGGCUCAAUCAAGGCCGGCUUUGCGGGUGAGGAUGGACCUCGAGUAGUGUUCCCGAAUUAUGUGGGGGUUGUGAAACAUUCGCGGGUCAUGGCUGGAGGUAUCGUUAAGGAUAGCUUGGUCGGUAAGUACACUUUAUUUUAUUUUUUUUUGCGUUUUUAGGUAUAAAGUCUUCUGUUCCAAAUAUGUAUUGAGACUGUAUCACUAUUAGCUCCAGAAAUCUUUCAUUAUGGUUUUAUUCUACAUUUCAAUGUUAUCCAUGGUGUAAAUCUUACAAAAUCUUUUUUCAGGAUCUGAUGCGCAGAAGUACAGAGGCCUGUUGGCUCUUAGAUAUCCUAUGGAGCACGGUAUAGUUACAGAUUGGAAUGCUAUGCAGCAAAUAUGGGAGUUUGCGUAUUCCCCCGAGCAAUUAAAUGUAAGUUAAACCUCAUGCCGUUAUUUAUUUUUUAGUGUAAUUCCGCUGACCAUCCGGUACUUCUAUCAGAGGCUCCUCUGAAUCCUCUGCAAAAUAGAGAGAAGGCAAUGGAGAUCUUCUUUGAGACCUUUGGAGUCCCUUCCAUUCACGUACAGAUGCAGGCCGUUCUAAGUUUAUAUGCUGCUGGACGAACAACUGGAGUUGUCCUAGACUCGGGAGACGGUGUGACACAUUCAGUACCGGUUUACGAAGGAUUUGCCAUUGAGCCAGCGUACGUUGUGCUAUAUUUGUGGCCAAUGAUAAUAUGGGAUGUUACGAAUAAUAUAAUUAUUUAGAAUCCAACGGAUUGAUGUCGCUGGACGCGAUGUAACAAACUAUCUGAAGCUUCUACUGCGAAAGGAAGGCCAUAUUUUCCAUCGAUCCAAUGAAUUUGAAUUGGUCCGAGAGAUGAAAGAAUCUAUUUGCCAAGUCCUCCCAUACCACUCAAACAUCACCAAGGAAGAUCCGGUAGGUGUAACAGAGUCGUAUUUGACUUUGACCAAGUCGAAGAUUAAAUAAGUUUUGAGUAGAUUAUUGAAUUUUUAGGUUAAAUCUUAUACGAUGGCGGACGGACAAACAAUUCGAGUUGGAAAUGCCAGAUUCCAGGCUCCAGAAGUGUUGUUCCGGCCGGAGAUUAUUGGACUAGAGUACUGCGGACUAGCCCAAUGUAUAAACAAUUCAAUCAGCGUAAGUUCCCGGCCUUUUUGAUCCAUUGUCACGUAUAAGGUAAUAUGGUUUUUUUGUCUGAUCCCGGUUAAUAUCUUUUUUUUCGUUCCUUUGUUUGGAGGGAUCUUCUUUUGUAUAGACGCGUCUUUUGUGAUGUUUUCGGAGAGAAAAGCGGGUCAUUACAGAGUAAACAUGAGGGGGGUACGAUAGAAAAAGUCGAAAAAAUUACUUGUGUCCUUUGCAGAUGUCGGACACAGAAUUGCGAAAAGAAUUGUACAAUAACAUCCUGCUGUCAGGCGGGUCCACUCUGUUUCCCGGCUUCGGCGAACGUGUUCUCCACGAGGUCCGAAAACAUAUUCCCGCCGAUCUCAAGGUCCGCAUCUCCGCCCCUCAAGAACGAAUCCACUCCACCUGGACCGGCGGCUCCAUCCUGGCCACAUUGGACACGUUCCGCAAGAUUGUUCGGACCAAGGCCCAAUACGAAAACGAAGGUAAAAACUUGGCCAGAAAAGCGUAUUAG
This is a messenger RNA of Bursaphelenchus xylophilus (pine wood nematode), 3568 nucleotides long. Lineage: Eukaryota; Metazoa; Nematoda; Chromadorea; Rhabditida; Aphelenchoididae. The record is from the annotation of a GenBank genome assembly.